Hipposideros armiger (great roundleaf bat) is the source of this 2514-nucleotide messenger RNA. It is a transcript of the gene NOX3, whose product is annotated as NADPH oxidase 3. Gene Ontology annotation, biological process: defense response; superoxide anion generation. The transcript is spliced from 14 exons. Gene Ontology annotation, molecular function: superoxide-generating NAD(P)H oxidase activity. NCBI's taxonomy places the organism in Eukaryota, Metazoa, Chordata, Mammalia, Chiroptera, Hipposideridae. Bases 1 to 1707 code for a protein of 568 amino acids. The record is from RefSeq and is a predicted model, not a curated record. Gene Ontology annotation, cellular component: NADPH oxidase complex; plasma membrane.
AUGAUGGGGUGCUGGAUGUUGAAUGAGAGUAUCUCUGUCAUGUUAGCACUCUCCUGGUUGGGAGUUAACGUAUAUCUGUUUAUCGACACAUUCUGUUGGUAUGCAGCAGAAGAGUCUUUCUUUUAUACACGAGUGCUUCUGGGUUCAACACUGGCUUGGGCAAGAGCAUCUGCAGUCUGCCUGAAUUUUAACUGCAUGCUAAUUCUACUACCAAUCAGUCGAAACCUCAUUUCAUUUAUAAGAGGAGCAAGUAUCUGCUGCAGAGGACCAUGGAGAAGACAAUUAGACAAAAACCUCAAAUUCCACAAACUGGUCGCCUAUGGAAUAGCCGUUAAUGCAACCAUCCACAUUGUGGCGCAUUUGUGCAACCUGGAGCGCUAUCACCUGAGCCAGUCAGCAGAAGCAGAGGGACUUCUGGCUGCACUUUCCAAACUUGGCGACACCCCAAAUGAGAGCUACAUCAACCCCAUCCGGGCCUCCCACACUAACACAACUACUGAGUUGCUGUCGACAAUUGCGGGCAUUACCGGCCUGUUGAUCUCGCUGGCUUUAAUCUUGAUCAUGACCUCUUCCACCGAGUUCAUUAGACAGAUCUCCUACGAGUUGUUCUGGUACACACACCACGUUUUCAUCAUCUUCUUUAUCAGCCUGGCUGUCCACGGGGCAGGUCGGAUCAUUCGAGGCCAAACUCCCGAGAGCCUGUUGCUGCACAACGUCACCUUCUGUAGAGACCACUAUGCCGAAUGGCAGGCAGCUGCCCAGUGCCCAAUGCCUCAAUUUUCUGGCAAGGAGCCUUCGGCUUGGAAAUGGGUUUUAGGCCCUGUGGUCUUGUAUGCAUGUGAAAGAGUAAUUAGGUUCUGGCGAUUUCAACAAGAAGUUGUCAUUACCAAGGUGAUAAGCCAUCCAUCUGGAGUCCUCGAGCUUCACAUGAAAAAGCGUAACUUUAAAAUGGCGCCAGGGCAGUACGUGCUGCUCCAGUGCCCGUCCAUAUCCUCCCUGGAAUGGCACCCGUUCACCCUCACCUCCGCUCCCCAGGAGGACUUCUUCAGUGUGCACAUCCGGGCAGCAGGAGACUGGACGACAGCUUUAUGUAAGGCCUUUGUGACAGAGGGACAGACCAUUAAGGAGCCCUGGAGCCUGCCAAGAUUGGCCGUGGACGGGCCAUUCGGAGCGGCGCUGAUGGACGUGUUUCACUAUCCAGUGAGUGUGUGCAUCGCUGCAGGAAUCGGGGUCACCCCCUUCGCUGCUCUUCUGAAAUCUAUACGGUACAAAUGCUGUGACUCACACACCCGCAUGAAACUGAGCAAGGUGUAUUUCUACUGGAUUUGCCGGGAUCCCAGUGCUUUUGAGUGGUUUGCUGAUCUCUUACUCUCCCUGGAAACAUGCAUGAGUGAGCAAGGGAAAACUCACCUUCUCAGUUACCACAUAUUUCUUACUAGCUGGGAUGAAAACCAGGCUAUUCACAUAGCUUUACACUGGGAUGAAAACACUGACGUGAUUACAGGAUUAAAGCAGAAGACCUUCUAUGGAAGACCCAACUGGAACAAUGAGUUCCGGCAGAUAGCCUACAACCACCCCAGCAGCAGCAUUGGCGUGUUCUUCUGUGGGCCAAAACCUCUCUCAAAGACCCUUCGAAGGAUGUGCCGCUUAUAUUCAUCUGCCGACCCCAGGGGAGUCCAUUUUUAUUACAACAAAGAAAGCUUCUAGACUUUGGAGAUAAAAACGCAUGUACUGUAUUUUUUAUCAUGUUAUUGAAUCCAAAGAACUCCACUAUGCAUUCUUGCCACUGCCUAUUAAUAUAAGCUCCCAAUGGGGAAGAGUUUGUGAUAACUAGCCAUUGAGAACAGUACACCACCCCAUACUUCCUUAGCUUAUAAAUAACAUGCCAUAUGCAACAGAACAAAGCAUUUAUUGAAAUUAAAAUAGAUCGUGUUUUACAAAUGAUCCUUAAUGCUUCUGAUACUUAAAGCUAUCAUUCUGCCAUAAAAGAGAAUUAAACUGGUCUGACAUGAUUUGUUUUACAAAACCAGGCAGCCACUUAAGCUCUUUUAGGUAUUUCUAAAUUAUAAAUUGAUAAUUUCUUUUACUUUAUCCUCAGAUACUGACAUUGAUUCUAUGAUUUUAAAAUAUACUUUAGGAAGAAUGUUGGGUAUAUUCCCUGAGUCUCAAAAAUUAUUUCUAGUAACUCUGCAUUGCAAUUUCUCAGUGUCUUUAACUAUUGCUUGAUGUAUAUCAUUUGAAUUCUACUAAUUUUAGUUCACCCAGUUUUUUUUCUGUAUAUUUAUUUCCCUACUUAAGUUUGAUUCAGCCUUCAUAACUAGAACUUUCUGCAGUCAAAUGUAUAUAUUCAAUCUUUACUUUAGCAGGAAAAUUAAAUACAUUAAAAGAUUUCCUCUUGGUUGUAGUCAAUCAUUACUUUUCUUUCCCUGUAUAUUUGAUAAUAAAAUGCACUCUCUAAUCAACUAAUUUUGUCUAAUAAAUGAGAACAUACUUGUCCUUAAAAACAGAUUUCAA